Molecule: messenger RNA, 1085 nt
Organism: Coregonus clupeaformis (lake whitefish)
Lineage: Eukaryota; Metazoa; Chordata; Actinopteri; Salmoniformes; Salmonidae
Exons: 12
Coding region: 33-1085 (350 amino acids)
Source: RefSeq, a predicted model, not a curated record
CAUUGUUGUUGUCGUCGUAGAAGAGUCCGGAGAUGGGACUGAGCUUGGUGGGUGCGCAGCACGCUUUGGGAACCUCGUCCGGCUUCAGAAGGGUUCGCAAUCGUCGGGAGGUGGACAGCGACAUCGACUUCGAAGAGGAAUCAACUGUCCUGGAUGAGGUCCAGUUGGUUGUGCCAUUGGAUGAUGUGCCGGAUGUACCACUGCUGCCAGCCAUCCUUGAGGAGGUGCCAGAUGUGCCGACUAUCCUUGAGGAGGCCACUGGUAAUUGGCAGUUGAUACCGAUUAGGUUUAGCUCCCUGUACUGUGGGCCUGUUGUGAUCAGGAACAAUGCCGGUCCGGUGGCUAAAGCUUGGAGAACUUUCCAGUUCAUCAGCCCCAUUAUCACCUACAUGCGUGGGGGAUCCCAGCAGGUGGUGGUGAGGAUGCACCAUGCGAGUAGGGUUCGAGGCCUGGAGACUCAACUGGUGUGGGCCAUCUCCAAGGAGACACACAGACUUAGUCCAGAGGGCAUCCCCUACUGUGCCACCAAGGUUCAGUCCAUCUCUUGGAUCCAGUAUGUGGCUGGCAGGGUGACCCAGUAUGCGUCUCACCUCCGCCACGAGACGUCUGUGGCCGUGACGCAUGGCUGCUACCAGCAAACUGAUGUCUCGGUGGUGUACGCCACUCUCCACAUGGGGCUGGAUGGGCUGCUCUCCUCCUCGGCGUGGUCGGAGGCUGCCUCCGUCUCUACGCCCACCACUCAGCAGUUCACUGAGCCAGAGCCUGAGGGCCACAACUGCUAUGAGGGCUGGGAGGAGGACCUGCUGCCUGAGGAGAGGGAGGUUCCUCUGCUAAACCUCUACCUUACCACCAAGAGAGUGGAGGACAUCGGCCUGAGGCUCGUCUCCCUGCGCCAGGCCUUUACUACCCUGCUCGGUUCCACCCUGAGCAGGAACCAUCUGUUUGUGGCGGGAAAGGUCCUACUGGGCGCACUGGUUCAGGUCCACCAGAUGGACGAGGCCGAAUUCAUCCGUGCCUAUAACGACUUUGUGGACUACCUGAGUGACCCCUCCAAGCAGAUUGACAUUGAGAGGGGAGCUGGCUGA